This is a messenger RNA of Fimicolochytrium jonesii, 1483 nucleotides long. Its product is annotated as Oligomerization domain-containing protein. Gene Ontology annotation, cellular component: mitochondrion. The transcript has 2 exons. Gene Ontology annotation, biological process: negative regulation of translation; negative regulation of ribosome biogenesis. The record is from RefSeq and is a predicted model, not a curated record. Gene Ontology annotation, molecular function: ribosomal large subunit binding. The coding region runs from base 127 to 1266 and encodes 379 amino acids. NCBI's taxonomy places the organism in Eukaryota, Fungi, Chytridiomycota, Chytridiomycetes, Spizellomycetales, Powellomycetaceae.
CUACUCAGUCACGUGCGUGGGAAUGUGCCUUCCCGUCAGCUUCCCGUGGGCGCGAGUACGACAACUGUUGCAAAGCACUCAUCGUUUCGUCGGAAUAGCAUUUACGCCCUCUCACAGUUCUUAACAAUGUUCCCAAGCCGCACUGCAACCACCGCCGCAUCACGUCUGGCCACUCGCUGCGUGCGCUGCCAGCUGAAAGCACAGCGGAGACCUGUCGUAGCCUUACAAAGUCAGAGAACGCCUUUCACCACCAGUGCGGUUUCCUAUGCUCGACGCGCUCCCGGCUCACGAAGUUCAGCGAAUACGUCAGACGGUGCGGAGGAAGCUUCUGAUAGGCGGAAGAUAGAAUUUGCGGAACGGAUCUUGGACGACGUCUUUGCGGCCGGGAAGGGGAAGAAACAACGGAGAGGAGCAGAACUGUCGGACAUAGGGGAAGAGGCAAGGGAGGCCCACGAAGCAAAGCCCGAAAUAAAGCUCGCGGGAAAAGCGAGGCGGAAGCUGGAUGAAGAAAAAUUAGUCCCACAGCGAGAAAUAGAAGAGAGCCUUCCAGAUCAUGUCGCGUGGGGACGGGACGCCUUGCCGAAAGUACGAUAUGCGGAGUUUGGGAUAGAAACCGCUGACCAACGCGCCCAAGAGACUGCCAAGGCAGAGACGAACCAUGAAGCGGAUGGUGAGGAGGGUGCGCUUCCAAACGAUCCGCAGCAACUAGAGAAUUCCAAAAGUGAACCAGCAGAGUCGGACGACUGGUAUGUGGAUCAAGUAUACAACCAACCGGAAGAGCAGCUUCGACCGAGCGACUUCGUCCCACUAUGGAUGCGAGGCGCGGACAUUGCCGCAAAACGAAGUCAAGGGCUAGACGCGGCGGAAGAAAAGCUUGAGGAGACGGGAAAAGGGCCACUGCGGUUGAGCGAGGUGGUGGCGGUGCUGAAGGCGGAGAGAGCUAUGAAUAUGGUGGUGCUGGAUAUGCGGGAGAAAUGUGAUUACACGGACUACAUGGUGAUUGUGGAAGGGCGCUCGAAAAAGCAGCUUUAUGCGAUUGCGGACGCUGUUAGGAGACGGGCAAAGCAUCGCAUCCCUUACGACCUCUCAUUACCGCCCACUAUGACGAUCGAGGGAUCUGAUUCGGACGACUGGAUGGUGAUGGACCUUGGGCGAUUUAUGAUCCAUGUUUUUACGCCUGAAGCGCGAGCGGCGUAUAAUCUAGAAGGUCUUUGGACUGCAAUCAGGGACCCGCUGCUGGAGCUGAGUUCCGAGAACGAUCUGUAGUUGCGAGAUAGUUACGGCCAUUCGUUCGAAACGGCAGGUUGGCCUUACUAAACAUGGAGCAUGUCAAUCCACUUGUGCGUUAGAAAGCCCGUUGUUAACCUACAGGAUUUCACACAACGGAACACGAGCGAUGUUUUGUCAUCACUACCGUGUAUAUCAGCCCAUAGAUACCAGUAUUUACAAUCAGAUUACAUUUGGCAGCCACGGACUUGAAACA